This is a messenger RNA of Diaporthe amygdali, 4404 nucleotides long. Its product is annotated as carbamoyl-phosphate synthase subunit L. The transcript is spliced from 9 exons. The coding region runs from base 1 to 4404 and encodes 1467 amino acids. Gene Ontology annotation, cellular component: mitochondrion; membrane. The record is from RefSeq and is a predicted model, not a curated record. Gene Ontology annotation, molecular function: ATP binding; metal ion binding; transporter activity. NCBI's taxonomy places the organism in Eukaryota, Fungi, Ascomycota, Sordariomycetes, Diaporthales, Diaporthaceae.
AUGCUGGAAGGAUCGAAUAGAAAGCAACUGGCCAGUCUGACUCCUGAAAUGCCAUACUCAGUCUCAUAUCACCGUGAGCUCUUUGUUGCAGCGCUCCCUCCAGUCAAAGACGGCACCACCAGAAUUCGAAAGCUCUUGGUUGCAAACCGAGGCGAAAUCGCUUGUCGCAUCAUUUCAACCUGUAAGGAGCUCGGAAUUGCCUCGGUAGCUGUUUAUACCCAGGAAGAUUCUGCAUCGCAACAUGUCACCAAAGCAGAUCAGUCAGUGUGCAUCGGCAGCAUCAAAGGCAGCUUGAAGAAUCCGUUUCUCGACAUUGAUGUUAUCAUCCAGGCUGCCCUUGCUACUGGGGCGGAAGCUAUCCACCCCGGGUAUGGAUAUCUUAGUGAGAAUGCUGCAUUCGCUGACCGCACUCGGCAAGCCGGCCUCAUCUUCGUCGGGCCUAGUGGGGCCGCUAUGUCGGCUUUGGGUGAUAAACGUCUGGCCAAGGAGUACUUGCAGAAGCAUGCGCCUGAUGUGCCGCUGAUUCCAGGCUUCUCGGGGAAAAGUCAAGACCCUGCCGAUCUAGUCAAGGCAGCAACAGAGAUCGGGUUUCCCGUGAUGCUGAAGGCUGCUGCUGGGGGAGGUGGCAAGGGGAUGCGAGUCGUGCGUGACGCUCAGCAGCUACAAACCGAAUUGGCAAGUGCGCAGUCAGAGGCUCAGCAAUCGUUCGGACAUAGUGACUGUAUUCUCGAGAAGUUCAUUGAGAAAAGCAAACACAUCGAAAUACAGAUCGUGGGCGACCGGCACGGCGAGGCAGUCUCAUUCUUCGAGCGGGAUUGCUCUGUGCAGCGACGGAAUCAAAAGGUCAUCGAAGAGACCCCUUGCUUGUUCUUAGACGACAGAGUGCGGUCGCAGAUGGCCAAUACUGCGAUCCGUAUUGUCAAGCUUUUAGCAUACGAAGGCGCCGGCACUGUCGAGUUCGUAUUUGACACGGCCGGGAUGAAGUUUUACUUCUUAGAGGUCAAUACGCGGCUCCAAGUUGAGCACCCGAUCACUGAAGAGGUAACCGGAGUCGACUUAGUGGCACUGCAGCUCUUCGUGGCAUCAGGCGGCAGACUUCGGGAUUUACCUAUUUUGCAAGAACUCAAGCAGACGGGACAUGCGAUCGAGUGCCGGCUAUGCGCGGAGGAUCCUCGUCGGAAUUUCCUCCCUGACCACGGUAAUAUCAUGCUAUGGAGACCGGCGCAACUAGGACGAACAUUCAACUCCGUAGUACGGUACGAAACGGCUAUGCGGUCGCCGUGUACCGUGUCCAUUUUCUUCGACUCUAUGAUCUGCAAGAUCGUGGUAUGGGCUCCUACCAGAUCCGAAGCCAUUGAGCGCAUGGCGAGGGAGCUCGCCAACACCGCCUGCAUGGGAGUCAAGACCAACCAGCUUUUUCUCCAGAGCUGCCUGUUGCAUGACGCAUUCAAAGACCUGGGAUACACGACGGCAUUCAUUCCCUUCAACCUCCCAGAUCUGCUCGGAAAUCCAUAUCUCAAGCAUCUGCCGGAAUAUCUACCACUGGUUCCAAGCAUCUAUUUGGAAAGACUGCGGCAACUUCGACUGCCAGGCCGAGCCGCUUUCCAAGGAGUGCGUGCAAGAUUCCACAACCAGAGUUAUGACCCUUUCAGCUCUAGCUCUGAAGUGAUUUCGUACAGCUCCUCAAUUUCAUGUCUACUACGACCAUCCGGAAGUGCAGAUUUCGAUGCACAAAGAAUUUACAUCUACCAAAUAGUGGCGGAAUCGUGCUCUUCGUCGCGACUGGUUCAGCCGGCUGCGCUUUACAACGAAAUCAGUCGAGCGAUACGCAGCGGCGAUGCAUUUAAAGGGCCAGGAUACCACAUCAAUAUUAUCAAGGCUGAAGGUCUGGCCGAUCAGCUGACUCCCAGUGAUGCGAUAUUGUUCGAAAUCACAAUCAACGGUAAAAGAGUGAAGGCAUAUAUGGCUCUGCGUUCAGCACAGGACAGGAGUGAGGGGUCAGGCGAAGCAGAUCGUGUUCUCUUGCAUAUGCCUGAUAUUGGCGAAUGGCUGGAAUUUCGUCGGGAAACAUUGCUUUCCUUCUACUCGAGCCAGCGGAGACUCGUCGAGGCGGACUCGAAACUAACUGGGAAGCCAGCCACGAUCAAGGCACCAAUGCCGUGUAAGAUCCUGUCGAUCCUCAAAAGUCCCGGAGACCAUGUAGAGCCAGGGGAGCGUGUCAUGGUUACCGAGAGUAUGAAGAUGGAGCUGAGCAUCUAUGUGGAUGCCGCUGGUACCCUCGUCAAGGCUUGCCAGUUCCUCGACUUGGACGAGAGCAUCCGCUAUAACGAGAAUGGCGGGUCAGAACUGUCUGAGACUCACUCAAGUUUCCAUACAAAAGGCGGAACAUCAAGCCAGCCUGCAUCACAGCCAUCUGCACUGGUCCUUUCGCUUUCCGGACUGACCUGUGCUGCCUGCGUAGGCACUGUCCAACGCGCGCUCUCAGACAUCCCAUCAGUCGAGCAUGCCCGUGUUUCUCUUCCCUUACAGCAAGCCACGGUGGUAGCCCAGAAGGGUAAAGCCGUGGACGAGAAGCAGCUCAUUAGCGCUGUGAAUUCUGUGGGCUACAGUGCUGAGAUAGGGCCUCGGUCUCCCAAGGAGAUCAUCGACAUGCUUCAGUCAAGGCAGGAGGUAGAACACCUAAAGGACAGCUUCGCCAGGGUUGCCCGCUACGCAGUUCUGAUGCAGACUAUUGGAUAUGCCGUCUCUAAACUCGAGCAUAGGUGGCCGAGCUCGGGAUUGAGAGCUCUCAAUCUGUGGCUUGCGCUCGCCCUUGCCACAUACUGUCAGUUCCGUCACGUCGCAUGGAUCCAUUUAGAUGGAUGGAAAGCCCUGUACCACUCCAACCCUAGCAUGAAUACGCUUGUAUCACUGUCCGUUUGCCUGGGCUUGUCAUUCACGCUAGUCGACCUUCUCGUUCGCGGAGGGCUCGCUUCUUCAUAUCAUGGCGCCACAGUCGGACUCACCCUUGUGAUCUUGGGCGGGCGCUGCUUGGAGGCUUUGUCUCGUCGACAGUCAUCAAAAGAUCUUCUUGAAGUCUAUAAGCCACUUAUGAAAUUAGAGUUCACGAGACUCUCUUCAUCCGGACAAUUGGUCCCAAGUACAUACAUGAGGCCCGGGGAUCAUAUCAUCAUAGAACCGUUUUCUGUGAUUUCUUGUGAUUGCUAUGUUAUCUCUGGGUCGUCACUUGUAAAUCAGGCGGUCGUGACCGGGGAAUCUAUGCCAGCAAAGAAGACAGUGGGUGAUUUCCUCUAUGGUGGUACUCGCAACCUGAACGGCUCUUUGAAUUGCGUCGUGCACAAAGAGAAAGGCCAUUCGUUCUACGCACAACUGGUGGAAAACGUGACGAGCCUCAAUACGUCAAAAGAAGGAACAUAUGGUUAUGUUGAGAGCCUGACACGGUAUUUCGUAACCGUGGUGAUCCUUCUUGCAGCUAUGGUGCCCGUCGUUGAGCAAUAUCUGCUCUCUGGCACUACAAGUCCCUACGACGUCUUACGACAUUGUGUUGCACGUUCUAUAACAAUUCUUGUCAGCGCAUGUCCAUGUGCUCUUGGCUCAGCCAUACCCUCAGCUAUAGUCGCUGCGUCCUACUCCCUGCGGAAGAAUGGGGUACUCCUUACAGGUGGGGCUUCUACUAUCGACAGGCUCGCUCGCACGACCUUUCUCGUCUUUGACAAAACUGGGACACUGACGGAAGCGUGUCUUCGUGUGGAGAAGCUGACGAUCCCUGAGCAAGUAUCACUCACGGAAGAUGAGUUAUGGACGAUGAUAUGUGCAUUAGAAGAGUAUGGCGCCUCUGGUCAUCCGAUUGGCAAUGCAAUCUUCUCUGCGGGAGUACAGCGGCUUGCUAACGUUGUCAAGGACGCUAUCCGGACAGAGGCGGUGACCUCUAUCCAGAAACUCAAAGGCAUGGGCUACAGUUGUGGCAUGCUUACAGGCGAUACUGAAAAGGCUGCCAACCGAGUCUCGGUGUGCUUACAGGUUCCCAUUCUAGCGUCUGGAGCCACUCCAGCAGACAAGUUACACCAUGUCAAUAUGAUCCGCGACAGUGGUAAGGUUGUCGCCAUGGUUGGUGACGGGCUCAACGACGCACUGAGCCUCGCGGCGGCAGACGUGGGCAUUCGCAUCUGCCACGAGGGCGCGGUUCCGACCACGGGUGCCGCCGUUACCAUUGUUAACUCAUCACUCAAUGGAGUCAGUCUCCUUAUUAGAGCCGCGCAGCUCACGCAACGGCAAAUUCGAUUCAACCUUACACGCAUACUGAAAAAGUUUGAUCAGGUCCCUUGCAGCAACAUUGAUGUCAUGUUCAUCUAUGUUCAUCACUUUGCAGAGCUUUUGGCUCCAGUCCCAGCUGGCAUCGCUUAG